Molecule: messenger RNA, 13024 nt
Organism: Paramuricea clavata
Lineage: Eukaryota; Metazoa; Cnidaria; Anthozoa; Malacalcyonacea; Plexauridae
Source: the annotation of a GenBank genome assembly
AGGCAUUUGUUUUGAAUUUUGCAAAUGGAGGGAAAGCAAGAGCUGUGAAUAUAUACAUUACAUUGAUGGUGAAGUUUGAACAAUUGUACAUUACAAGAAGUAAAAGAUGACAUCAAGAUCACCAGAUCUAUUUGAGAGAUAUAUGACACAGUCACAUACAAGUCCUGAUCAGGAGAGAUUUUCUAUAUCGCCAGAUUUUAGUCAUCGAAUUCACGUCGAGAAAGUAUUUUGUACGGAGAAUAAUGUCGAGCAAUGUAUUGCUUAUUUGAAUCAGGUUUGUCGGUUGAAAAAUGUAUUGUACUUUUGAAAUAUGAAUAUUAAAGUCUAUGUUAUUGUCUGACAUGUAUUGUACUUGUCAGAAUUUAAGCCAGAAGGUCCAGAAGCUAUGAUGGAAUAUUUUAUAAGUCUACGUGUCAAAACUAAACAUCUAUGCCUUAUAAACCUAAUAUCGUCUUGAAGAUAUGCUUAAACCGUCAGAAAAAUAUGUGUUACUUCUCUUUUUCGUUAUAAAUAUUUUUAUCGGCCUGUUUUAUACACAACUAUUAUGAGUAGUUGACAAGUGUUCACCUGAGUGGCCGAGGGUGUUUACAUUAAGAAGCUUAUAUUAGACGUCACGAAAUAACUUAGAUACGUGUCACCUGUCCUUUUAUAUAUUUUGUAUAUUAUAUAUUAAGACAUUCACAAACUGCACUGCCAUUUAGAAUCAUAUUUACUAAGUUUUAGGUGUAGUUUAAUAAAGCAAGCACGCAAUAAAAAUUCUCAGCAUGUUGCUGUUUAAUGUAAUAGCAUGACUUCACUUCCUCUGUCAGUGUUGUUAAUCCAUUCAAAUGUGUUGUUAAAUCAAUAUCUUUUAUUGAAAAUCUAAUAAGAUAUUGGGUGUGUAUAGGAAUAUAACUAUUUUGUAUUAUGCUCCAGGGCUUCUAAUCUGGUGUAAUUAAAUUUACAAAUUUUAUAGGCAUAAUUUGCUGUAACAUUUUAAAACGUAUGAUGAUAUUAGUAAAAAUACUUGGUGUGAAAAAUCCCUAACACAUCUAUCAACACAUACUAUUACCAUGGAGAUUUAAAUGUGCUUGUAUUUUUAUAAUUUUUCAAUGUUAGAUAAUUUAUAUCUAUAGCUUCUUAUGCCAAGUACAUUAAUUAACACACAUAUCAGUACUUCUCAGGGAUAUAUUUCAAUACAAGACAGAUUCUGAUUGUUCAUGUUUUGGAGGAAUAUCUGCAUUGCAUUGUCUAACAUUGGUCUGAUUUGGUAGAUCAUCCAUCAACAGUGAGAUCAUCCAUCGAUUGCUGAUGGGUCAUCUUUCUUUGUAGCUAGAUUAUCACAAUUUAUCUUGUCAAUGUUCCAGGAAAACAAAUCAUACCUGGUGUUUUCCUGAAUGCAUGGCCGCAUAAGUUAGAAAACCAUGGAGCAGCUCUACCUCCAUAGCCUUAGGGACUUGAGUUCCAUGUUCAAAAUGUAGGAUUCAAUUUAACUUAGCUAAAUUUGCAAGAAUUCUGGGGUUAUAGGUCAACUCCAAAUGAUCAUGAAGUUAAAUAUCUGAACUGGGAGUUACUGGUUAACAACUUACAAAAUCACAAAGCCAUUUAUCUAAGCCUGACUGCACCAAGCAUCUAAGGUUGGCUACCUACACAAAAUAAAACCUCCAGGCAUGUCUGAAUGUCCAUUCUGCAUUUAGACACAUAGAAAUUCACUGUCAAGACAAACAUGUUGUUUACAUACCCAUUGGACAGAAAGUUCAACUUCAGAGAUGAUCUGCUGAUUGCUUUGUUUAUAUACUGACAAAUUGUCAUUUAUCAGACCAGCUAUUUCUCAUUGCCUAAUCCCAUCCAGAUGGAUCAUCAGAUAUGUCUCUAGUAUAAAUUGAGGAUGGUAAAGGGUAUUUCUGUGAGCCGUGAAUAGCCAAUUGAUUUGUUCUCAUGAAAUGUGAAAUGACUGAUUUUUGCUCUGAUUUUUGUGUCAUGAAAUGUGAUUUUUUGUCUGAGAAACGAGAAUUUAAGACUGUAUGAAUAGUAAGAAUUAAGUGCAAACGUGCACAAGAGCAAUGUUUUGGAUGUAACAAUUUUACUGCAUGCAUGUAUUUUUACUAUACUGUUAUAUUAGUUGGUUUUAAAAAAAGUCGUUCAAUGUUAAGCUUUCAGCGCUAAAAUUCGUUUCGAAAACGUAAAAAUAGGCCAACAGGUUAAAAAAGACAUUAAUGCUCCAGAUAGAAAAUAAAAUAUAUAUAAUAUACAUAGUUGAAAACGUGGUUAGAAACGGGAUUUUUAAUUUUCGUACAGUCAUAAUUCAUUUGUACACUGAAUUCACUGAUACACAUGUACACUACAUGCAUACAUCAUGUCGUUGACUUUGGCCCUUUCGAAGCCCUACCUUUCCAUGGGGGUCGUGAGCUAGACCGCUGCACCUCGUGUAAAUCUGACAUGUUUUAACUGUUAUUAAGAAAUGUUGAAGUCAAUUGUAGUUGUUUGAAAGUUGUUUGUAAAUGCAAUUGUAUACAAUUGUUCUAAAGACCUGUUUACACUUUGAAAUUUUGUCUCGUGUUUUACUGACUUUCUUUGAGAGUUUCUAUAUAUACUUGCCACUGUAGUACCACAUACAUAUCUCUGUGGGGUGGCAUACGUUUCUGACGGAAAACUAUUUACAUUAUUUCGCACUUCGACCUACCAUGCAGGAUCUGAUGAUCAUGCAAUAUUUAAAUGCAAACUAUUAAAAUACCAAUUAGAAAAGCGGAAAUGUUAACAAAUUGAAGGCGUGUAUGUAGAUCAAAUAAAUGAUUUACUGCUGUAUUAAAAAUUCAAAAGACUGAUGAAGGGGGACUAGAAAAUAAAAUCUUGAAAACCCAAGUUAUGGAACAAGACGUAAACUAAAAUUUACAUCUUGUUUUAGUCACGUCUUGGGUUUUCAAAAUGUUUUCGGUUUUUGUUUUAUACUCUAUCUUCUAUGUCAGCUAGUUCUGACUGAUUAUUUUCGAGGGUACUUUGACAGUAUACCAUGCACACGCAGACUGUUACCUUAUACGACAGCUGUAGCCUGAAUUGACUUCGUCCAUUUGAAGAACAACAAAAACUUUAAACAUUGUACAAGACAGAAUAAAAUUCAAAUAAGAAAACUUGAUAUCAAGGCUAUCCAUGAUUCCAUGUACUUUGGCACGAUCUGUUUUCAAAAUUGGCUAUGACAAGGUUAAUCUGAUUCCCGCUUAAGAAGAUUAUUAUAAGUAAGUGAAAAUUAAGCCAAGAUUAAUAUAUAAAGCUAUAUUAAUUACCAUGCCUAGAAACCUUUAUAUACGGAAAUCCUACUUAUGGAAAGUUUUGCAGUGCAUAUUUACGACUAAACUUAUCCUUGUCUAAAGUAAUGUUUGAUAAAAUAUUGUAUAAACAUUUUACAAAGUUUCUCUUUAUAUAACCCUCAGAGUAACAUCACAAAUAUCAUAUUCACCUGAGUACAUAACACCAAUACAGAAAAAAAUCAUAACCCUGUCUGUUCCAAGUGGAAAGAUGGGCAGUUUUGAUUCAGGAAUUUCUGAGAAAAAUGUUGGAAGAAGACCUGUUUUGUAUGCGAAAAUAACGAGAUUUUAUAUCUUGUAGCUAUUACUAUCUAUGUUCACCAUUGAUACGACCACAGAAUAUUCUAGUACUGUACUAGGUUAGAUACAAGCAAGAUAUCUAUGGAUACAAGUUGUUGACCGAGGUGGCCUGGGAACUAGCGGUGGUACUUGCAUGGACUAAGGAAAGAUCCAUGUAAACUACACUCGGGCAGCUUCCACCCAUCACAGCAUUACAAAUGAUGGUGAAAAAAAUAAUGCAAUAAAAUAACUCUGCAUUACUCUGCAUACCUAUAUAAGUUAAUAAAGGGUGAGAUGGAGGGAGUUUAAACUUUUCGCUUUAUUUUAGAUCUGAUCCAUACACUUUGCGUGCUAAACAGCUAAUGACUAUAUACAUGUUGUGCAAGCAACGUAUGCAAGGCACCAUCCGGAUCACGCGUGAUUCACUAGCUGUUGACUUUAGUUAAUAUAUAACCUCAUUUAUAAAUACAUUAAAAUAUUUACGUAUGCAUGUAGUUUUUUUCUCAAGAUAUUUAAAGUUUGAUACGCAUCCACACCAAAAUCGCAUAUACUGUAUAUACAUUUUCUACUAUACACUCGUCGCAAAAAUGCUUGAAAAUUAUGUAAUCAGUGGGGGCUAGAUAGCAAAAUUACUACCGUAGAUUAAACAGAUACAUGGGCACAAUCAAUGUGUUGCAUUCUAUGUGUAAUUAUUUUGAUUUAUACUUUCCAGGAAUUGGUUAUGCUUGGUUUUUCAUCAUUGUAUAAAAAUUCUGAGAGAAGUGGAUACAGUGUUGUAAGACUUAUUAAUAAUUUAUAUGAACUUCUACAACUUCAAGUAAAAAAUAAUCAAGUGAAAGAUGAUUUGGAAACAAGGUAAAAAUGAUAAUUUUCUGAUAACAGAAAACUAGCACAUCUCUGGUUAUAGGCGUGCUGCUAACGUGCGUGGGUAGGGUAUUGUUACACAAAAAUUAGGUAUCACUGGACAGCUAAAAGCCUUAUUUUAUCAAUAAACUCGAUAGUUAUCACACGCGAACAUGCCAAAGCUAGAUUACCAUUUUUUAUUUACACCCAAUAUAUUUUGUCCAACAGUUUUGUUCUAAUAUCUUCUUUUGUUACUAGGCAACAGAGAUCAGAUUGUGAUAAUGAAUUUUUAGUUCAAAAUCAAGCUCGUCUGAAGGUUUGUUCAAACUUAUCCUGAACAGUAAUAACAUGACGUCAUUUACCUUUAUUUUAAACUCUCGCAUAUAAUACUAAUAGUUAAAUAGUUUGAGCCAUCUUCAUUAUACUUCUGCAGUCUUAAGAGUUGCGAUGAUUUCUGUUAUGAAUUUUUAACAUUAGUCAUUAGUAAAUUAUUAGUUAGAUUUUAACAUGAAUAUCAUUUUAAUCCUUUUAUGCGUUUCUGGUUUCUGACUAGGCGUUGAACUGCUCUUAACCAAUCAGAAUUGAGAAAUUUUUUCAUAUAUAUUAUUAGAUAUACGUUAUACCGAAAAAUUCCGAUAUAUCGGAAAUUUCAAUAUAUCGGUGUGACUGAAAAACUCAUACCGAUAAACCCAUAUUGGUUUCAAUACCGUUAUUAUCAUGCAUGGGUAUACCGCGAACAUUCCUAGCGGCCAUGUUGUUUGUAUAUCCGAAACCACACGGACGCGAAUGUUGUAAAUAGGGAGCUUAAGAUGACCCAAAUCUGCGACGCGAAAAACAGCCGCUAAUAAUUGGAGACUAGUUUUACUUUGUUUUUCUCGUGUCCCUGGCUUUGUUUACCAACAACAAUCCAUAGUUUUUACCCGUGAAGUGAAACUGUGAUAAUAGCGGCAGUUUUUGGUCACGUCCGCGUCGUAGAUUUGAUGUACAUCUUAAGCUCCCUAUAAUGGCUUGUGAAGAACAUUCGUACUCUUCAACAAUUUAAAAUAAAUUAAUGAUAUUUGGUGAGAAAAUUGAACUGACUUAAAGUUUAUGCAAUGAUGCAUGAUUUUUAUUUUUGUAUCAGAUAUACAUACUCCUUCGGUCAUGAUUUCUUUUGUGAUUUGUUCAUGAAUUAUUAAUGAGUUUCACAAUGUUUUUUGUACUAUUUAAUAAACGAGCAGGAGUGUUUUAUUAGGUUUUUAUUUAUUUUAUCAAACAGAACGAACUGGAUGUAUCACAAAGAGAGGUUGCGCGGUUAAAAUCAAAACAAAUAGAACUGUCGAAAAGUAAAAAGUCACUGGAGAGUUCUGUAAAGGCUCAGAAGGAAGAAAUAAAGAAAAUGAAAGGAAAUCAGCAAUAUUUAAAAAAACAAUUUGAACAUGAUAUUAGGAAAGGAGAAAGAGAAAUGGCAAAGCUUAAAGAAAAAUUAGUUCAGGUAUGGGAAAAUCACAGAGGGAAAAUUAGUUCAGGUAUAUAUAUUCAGUAAGUAAAUUUUGAAUAUAAUAAUUAUAUUAGGUUAAUAACUUAAUAUAUGCGAAUACAUAGCUAUAUCAGUAUAAUCAAUCAAGAUACGGCCUGAAAUCUUAAGCUAUACAAACGUCUUUCUAUUAUUAUAAUAGCUCAAGAUAUACGAAUUAUAUUGAUGAAGGGGACAGCACUAGCUGAAUAGAAGUACUAUCACAAGGACAAUUUCUUAAUUAUUCAAGUUUGAAAAGCAUUUUGAUAUAGUUGUAUAUUAGUUGAUUCAGUACAUUGUAAGUGUUUUACUUUCUCCGCUUUAGUUAUUGAACUACAAGACAAAGGAAAAAUCCUUAGGAAUGGAUAUGCUGAAUUCCAUUCAACGGGCUGAUGGGAAACGACGCACUUGGAACACAGGAAAUAAGUAUGCUGUUUUAUUUUUGGACAAGAUUUAGUCGAAGAUUUAAGUACACAGGGUUCGCACAAAACUUGAAAGUCCUCGAAUUUGAAAACAAAAACUCGUGGCUUUGAAAGUCCUUGAAUUUAUAAAAAAAGUGCUUGAAAGUCCUUAAAUUCUACUUGCUUUAAAAUAGUUUUCGGAUAUUUUCGGCUGAAAUUGUUUUACAUUAAAAGACGGCGUUUUAGUUGAGUUGCAUGACUUUGUUCAUGUUUGAUAAAGCUCAGAAAUUCAUUAAACAUUUGAACAUUUUAACGUCACUUUUUACUGAUUUCUUACGUCUUCUUUUCAGCCGUUCCUGAUACAUGGCCUUGAAAGUCCUUGAAAAGUCCUUGAAUUUCACUCUUCCUAACUUGUACGAACCCUGUCCCAUAUCGUAUUGGAAUUUAUCAUAUCAGUUAAAUUUGAUGUGAAACUCUGAAGUAACGGACCUCUUAUUAACUGACUCUUACGCCUGUAUUCUAAAAGCUCACUCACACUCAAUGAGUGGAAGUUCAAUCUGAGCUUCUCUCGAGUGUCAUUGCUGUUUUUGAAUAGCGGCAGGGUUAGUGUCGUACCUUACUAUGUGACUACUCACCCUCCAGCUAUUCAAAAACAGCAUUGACAUUCAAGAGAAGCUCAGAUUGAACCUCCACUCAUUGAGUGUGAGUGAGCUUUUAGAAUACAGGCGUUAGGCCGUCCAAUGGACACAAUCCCCAAUGGUGUCUGUCAUUUAGAGCUUCCCGACUGUGAUUUGUGAAAACUACCUGCAUGAAAAGGUACAAUCCAUCAAGAAGUGUUUUGGCUAAAUAUAAGUGUUGAAUUGGUUGCAUACUAUUUUGUGCAAAUUAAGUUAUUUUGUCUUUGUAUAGAUCUUUGAUUUCGUUAUUUUUUGCUAAAAUUAUUUUGUCUUUGUAUAGAUCUUUGAUUUCGUUAUUUUUUGCUAAAUAUCUAUAGCUUUUUAUUUCUAGGCAUGAUGAAGACAUGUAUCGAUUGGUUGUGAAUAACUAUGAAGAGAAACAAAAGGUACUACCGCGCUAUGUCAGUUGUGUAGGGAAAGACUACUAGUUGUGAAAGAGAAAUACGUUGAAUAGUUGUAAAAAGAAUGGAUUCCUUCAUUGAAAAAAAUUAAAAACACUUUUCAAAUUAUUGUAGUUAGGAAGGUUAGGAAGUGAGUUUUUUUUUAAGGUUAGGAAGUAUUUUUCACGUAGUUUAGAAGACACAAAUCAGAUCAGGGCAGCUGUUGUAAAAUACUACUUACAGGGUCAGGCAAUUAGAUAUGUUCUGACUAUUAACCCUUAACGCCUUUCAUUAAAUCGUUUUAAUUAACACCAACAGAUAUUUUAUAAACACAGGGGCGUAUAGGAAGCGAUGUAAAAUUGGGCAGCACUGCGUCUUAGGUCAUUAGAAAAGAGCACUUUUCCUAUUCUUUUAUCUGGAAAGUGGGCUCUUAGAGGAAAGUGUGCAUGGGCGGGGAGGAUGUCCCCUUGUGCAGUUAGCUGGUAAACUUGAACGCUGGUUAAUAAAUUCAUCCGUUAAAACACUAACUUGUGGCGUUAUUUAACAGUUUGACGGCGUAAUUGACUCAGACUGUAAACCACUACAGUCUGUAAUUCAUGGACAGCCUGAAAAUACAAAAUAAAAGUUUCGAUUGGCAAGAACUUAUCCAAGGGUGCCCAAUUAGCGAAACUGACACCCGUAGCACAGAGUAAAUACCAUACAGAUGUCUCACUAUUAAUUUCAGCAUAAGGGUUUUUUUCCAGUCCGCCAUGUUCUUAGUAAGUACCUAAAGAGAGGCCCCCCCUCCCCCGCUGAAAACAUAUUUAAAAAAUUUAAUGUUCCAGUAAAAACUAACUUAGAUUUUGUCUCGCGAAGUGAGACCUCUGUAUGGUUAGUAUUCUGUGCCCCUAGAUUUAACUCAACUUCUGAAAGUAGCCUUGCUCACGCCAUGCAACCAGGCCGUGUCCACCAUUUUUGGGCGGCAAACUGCACGGGAAAAGUAGAAGGCAACAAGCGAAGGAAUAAAUUUAGAAAAAUACAAACACAGUACUAUAUUUUUUGUUUAUAAAUACUAAUUUACUUCACUAAAAAAUUAAUUGUCGAGUACAUUAUACAGAUAUCUUUGAAUGAUAUUUGAAAAAAGAGGUUCGCGUAAGCGGCCCGGUAUGCAUCAACUACUGACAAUGUUUCUCAUUACAUCUCUGUAUGUUACGUAACACGCGCUCAAAACUAAUGAAUAUUCCUUUCCACUUGGUUCUGAUACGUUUCUCAAGCGGCAAACAAACUUAAAAAGUAGCUAUAUGUUUAGUUUUUUAUCUGUAAAGUUAUGCUAAAAUGAAGAGAUUUUAGAUGGUACGCCAAAGAGCAAAUGCUGUCUGAAGUUCAGUAAGUCAAUUUUACAGCAUCAUUGAUAAUUGUAUUUAAUUAAAUAGAUAAUAUUUAAGUAUUAUUUUGUGUUUCUCAACCGCUAGAUACAUUUAAUUUAAAAGGUCGUUAACUGUGUAAACUACAAAAAACUAAAACUAGAAGUUACUAUCGCAAGGAAAGUGUUGCCUCACCCCCCAAGGGAUCAAAGACAGGGAGCAUACGCAAUUUGCUGAAUAAUGGCUAUUUAUACGGAUCUCGCUUAAACCGCUUUGCCAGGACGAGAUAUAAGGCGCGAUGAUUUUGUGAAAAACUUUAUUUUCUAGAGAUGGAUUAUAGUCAACUGUAAACGAAAGGUUGUUCAAAAAGCUAUAAAAAUCUUGAACUACAUGAUUUUCUCUACAACAUUUGAGUUUGGUUAGCCAGCAUUUGAACUUUUGUUUAUUCUAGUGACUUAUUUCAAUACAUCAAAAUCAUCCCAACUUCCAUCAUGUAAACAGCCCUGAGUAUGCCCGUUCGCAGGUUAGGUGCUGGGCAUGACCAAACUUGCGAACGGGCAUACUCUGGGUACGAGAUUGCUAAUAUAAUACGCCUGUUCAGGAUGCAGGAAAAGACCGAAAAGUGCAAUUUGAAUAUCAAACACCUUGCACAAAGUCGAAGUUCAGCUAAGAUUUUAAUCCUACUUUCUUGGUAUGGGAGGUUUUAUAUGAAUCCCUUCAAUGCUUAUAACUUCUUGUUUUGUAUGUAUAAUUAUACUGUUAAUGGUGAAGCUAGCAAUUAUUAAACUAAACUCUACAUGUCCAAUGAUUUAUUCACGUAUUAUGAUAUCAUUGUUGAUAUAUAUGGCAAUAUGUCUUUGUACAGUAUUCAGUGGCAAGCUAGCCACGGCAACUGGUCAUGCUAUGCUAAUAAACCUGGAUAUAAAUCAUUAAAAACUUGCAUCACAUGACUUGUUGCUACAAUUUCAUAUACCUUAUAUAAAAAUUUGGGCAGUACUAGAAUUCGCGCAGUGCUGGGUUGCGCGAAUUUUAGUAAUGUGCGAAAUAUGAUCCGCGCAAAAAGCUUUGUGAUGUAAUAUGAGACACCGGUUGUUACUAAUGAGAACCAUACAAUAAAUGUUCGCCGUGGAUAUAAAACAACAGUGAAGCACAUUACACAAUGAUUGUAUAAACCUGUAUCUACUCGCACUACUGUAUACACAAAGCCAUACACACAUUUGAGUGCACCAUAACUCCACAACACUCUCUACAGCACCAGAGAAUAUUACAAGUCCUUGUAUAAUAUAAGACAAUCAGUGGGCUUAUUAGAACUGCAAAUUGAUGAAAUCAUAUUGGUUUCAAUGCCUCUAUAUCGAACACUAAACAGCAAAUCUAAAUAUAAAUGCGUCCUUGGCACAUCGCCAUUCGCCACACAAAUAGAUAAACUAAAAGUCCAUCUUGACUCCUUGUAUGAAUAUAAAGACAAUCAGUGGGCUUAUUAGAACUGCAAAUUCAUGAAAUCAUAUUUGUUUCAAUGCCUCUAUAUCGAACACUAAACAGCAAAUCUAAAUAUAAAUGUCUUCAUGUAUAUCACCAGAAUUCAGAAAGAAAUAAAGCUAUCCUUACCGGAAAUAUUCAAAAUAUUGUCGAUCGUUUGCAUCGUGAAAAUCCAACAUACGGCAUGUAAAUAACAAGGUAUUAAACUGAAAUCGAAUUACCUGAAUUAUUGAAAAUAUUGUCGAUCCUUUGCAUCGUUAAAAUCAACAUACUGCAUGUAAAUAAGCUCGUACUAAACUGUAAUCCUGAGAAGAAUCAUGCGAGCGCAAUACAAAUCAAAAUCGAAUAGUGAAACAAAGAGUCGUCGAAUGCUCGAGCGCUGACGACAAUUAGUUGCGAAAAAUCUUCACAUCCGACAGAUCCGACGGACUGACAUGGAUUGAGUAUGUUUCCCAAUAUAACUCGGCCGGGGACUGGGCACGAAAAAGCAAAAUCUCACAUCCGACGGACUGACAUGGAUUGAGUAUGUUUCCCCAAUAUAACUCGGCCGGGGACUGGGCACGAAAAAGCAAGAACGUCAUGUAACGUCAAGAAUAGGGAGCUGCCUUAUAUUAUACAACAAAGUAAUUUUGAGAGGAACGCCAAAAUAUUUUAGGUUUUGAACACUUUUCAUCACAAAAUACGCGACACUGAAUUGCCUCCUGAAAUUGGCCCAACCAACUCUUUGUAAAAACGUACUCUUAUAUAUAUACCUAUACCGAUCAUUCAAUGACAUAUUGUUGUUCAUGCAGGAACUUAUGGAGGAGAAUAAUGAUCUACGGGAGUUACUUCAACAUACAGAAAAUGAGUUAGUGAAUCUUCUUAAUAAAGAACACCAAGAUGUGGUCACAGAAUCAGGGGUAGGUUGAUUUUAAAAUGCUCUAUAUAAACUAUAUUGUGGGUAUUUAAAAAUGUUUAUCGGGUUAAAUAUAUUUUAAUGAUUUCUCACAAUAUAGAGUACUAUAUAAUCACCAUAGAUAUCUUAUAUACACUAGAUAGUGCAUCUAAUUAUUCUGCAAUUCAAAAAUUGAAGCCGUGAUUGCAGACUCAGGAUAUUCCCAUGAAAUGAGAAGACUCGUAUGUUUUCUAUUUCUUAAACAGGGAACUUAAACAUUAAGUUAAACCUAUUCCAAAUACAUUUUCAAACUAUUCAAAUGAUGAAAGUUAUUGUUGUUUUUUAAGCGUUUAUUAGCGAGUGGGAAACUUCAACAUGGCCGCCAUCUAUUCAAAUAGGGGUAACCGCUGGAAUAUUCUUGGCUUCAAUUUUACUAAAAGAGAUGCGCUAUGAUAAUCACACAAACAGGCAACUUACAUGCAAAAACGUCAUAGGUGUGACUGCAGGAACAGGACUUGCGUCCCAAUUGAUACCUGACCCCUUAGGCUUAUAUAGACCUUACUAUUUAUUGCACUCCAACCCCAUUGGCCUCCCUAAAUAUAUCGAAUAUAUAGUAGUAUAUAUGCAAGUAGGAACUAUCCAUAUCUUGAAUUUCUCAAGAUGUUGUUUUUCGGACAUUGUUUCGUCCUAUAUCUUUCAAGACUGUCGGCACUUUUGGAAAUAUUAGUGUAAAUAAUUUUAAUUGAAUAUACCCUAUGCAUACUGUAUAGGAUGACGCUGAUAGUGAAGACGAUUCAAUAUCUGUGAGCAGUCAUACUGAAGGACAUUAUCAAAUGCCCUUCGAGCUUGUCCGUGAAGGUAUCGUGUUAAUAAAAGCAAUAAAUUAGUUAUUGGCAGAGUAUAUAUAUUAGUAAGAAAAUGAAUCUGAAGCAGUCUAAUGCGUAUAGUCGCAGGCUAUAAUGAAUGUUGGAAUAUAUAUCUGCAUGCUUGUUAGCGGUGACUGUCAACGUAGAGAACUACUGGUUUCUGUAACUGUGCAACUUCACUCCUUUUCAUUUUCAAAGUGAGAAAAGCAUAAAAACGAUCCUGAUACACUUGUGCUCUAACUAAUAUUCUUAUGAGGUGUUACACCACUUGCACACAGAAUCCCCAGGGCAGGGUAGAGUUUUUCAACCUCGUUUCCAGCCUUUUCCUUUUUAGGUGUAAAGGUUUUUCUUAGACUUGAAAGUAGCACAAAAAUAAUCUUUCUUAAGAAAAAUGUCGAGGCUAAUUCAUAAAUCUAUUAAUAUGCCAGGAAUCGAGAAAAGCAUACGUGAAAAGUGGACAAAGUUAAAAGAAGGAAUCGACAGUUCCAAGAAAGGUUUGCAAUUAUAUUUUAGUAUAUAGCUAAAUAGACUACGAGUUCGUAUAAUUGAGAAUUGACAUUCACUGUUCAUAAAAUUUGUAUGCUUUCAUAGAAGAAGUCAAGAAGAAUGAAGAAAGUAGUAAACACGAUGAUGUUGAAAAAUUAAGAAAUGAAUUAGAAAGAUAUAAAUAUAUUGUCCUGCAACAAGAAGAGCACAUCCAGGUUCGUAACUUAUGCAUUCCAUUUUAUAGAAUUACCAGAACCUAUAGGGCAGACUCCGAUUUUAUACAGAGGGAACUAAGUUGAAAUGAUAAUUGAAUUGUAUGAUGAGUUGUGAAAAGAUUGGUGUGAAUCGCAAUGACAUCUGAAAGAAUAAAUUAUAAUUUAGUGUCUUCUGCAGCAGAAUUUUGUACUUCCAAUUCGAUGUUUAUUUGUUACAGCUGCAUAUCGCCUCUUCUUUUCAGAAAUUCCAAGAUGGCGUAAGCAAUGGUGCCAAGGUCGACUUUCUGGUAAAUAACAUUCCACAUUUAUACAUAGUUGUUCGAUUGAAUAUGACUUUAAGUAUAUCUAUUUAGUAGCAUGCAUACAAAGCAUAUUUUAAAACUCUCUAAAACCCAUUUCACACGAGAC